Messenger RNA from Dermochelys coriacea (leatherback sea turtle), 880 nucleotides. Its product is annotated as sushi repeat-containing protein SRPX-like. The transcript has 5 exons. The coding region runs from base 478 to 840 and encodes 120 amino acids. NCBI's taxonomy places the organism in Eukaryota, Metazoa, Chordata, Testudines, Dermochelyidae. The record is from RefSeq and is a predicted model, not a curated record.
CUUCUGACAGUGUCUUCCUUGCUAUCCCCAGGACAGAUACCACCUUCACGUAAUUAUAAUUGCGAAGAUUUUAACAGCACAUGCAAUGGGGAAUCCAGUUGAAACAUACCAAUCUCCUUCUGGAUUGCAGACAGAGAACAUGCUUUUUCCUCAUUUGAAGUUAAAUGACAGUUAACAAAUGCUGGAGUUUGACAGCAAAGUAACUGAAAUGCACGGAUAAACUACAGCAUGCAAGAAAUUUCCAUCUCCCACAAAUGGAUUUUUGUACUGUCGAGCUGAUUACUGCAUUAUUCGUUGCAAAGAUGAUUUCCAGUUUGACAGUGAACCAGCAAAUGGCUAUUUUUGCCAUCCACCGGGAGUGUGGACUGCGUGCCUCCAGAAGAAAGUGUUCCUUGGCCUAACUGCACAUUGAAAGAUAAUCAGAAAAAGUCUCCAGAGAUUUACACAGCUCAUGCAGAGGGAAGUGGAGCUACAGCUAUGAAAAUUAAACGACCAAAGAAAUCACAGCAACCAGAUACGAUUCCUCCAACCAUAACAAAUUGCCCAUGGGACAUCACCAUAACCACUGAGACUGAUCCAGUACUGGUCACCUGGGAACAACCUGAAAUUAGCAACAGUGGAGUGUUUACUUCAAUAGCUUCAAUAUCCAGUGGCUCCUGCUUCCGGUAUGGAACUCAUCAAGUGCAAUACACCGCCCAUGAUGAAGCAGGAAAUGAAGCCUCCUGCCAGUUUAAAGUUACCAUCAAAAAGCCAGAUCUUUCGUGCACUGCCCAACCUCCCACUGAUGGGUCUUUGGCUUGUGGAACAUUAUCUUAUCCUGGCAAUGGAAUGAACAAAUGACAGUUCUGUGUACCAUUCUGCAUGAAAAGCACUGGUUUCC